CACGCGAGCUCCUACCGAGUACAGUAACCAUACUUGGUACCAUGCGGGGGAAACUCUUUUUGCAUUUUGGUGGGAGACUUCACCCCAACACAUCGCCACCCCAAAACUGUCUACACACGACGACCUUCAAUUCCCCUCCUGUCCACCUCUCACAUCCUCUCUCACUCUCCGUCUCUCUACAAGAAUCAAACAAGAGACUCAAAGAUCCAACACAAAAAAAAAACACAAUGCCAAACAUCCCACCUCCCCGCUCAUUCUUCAGGUACGUACGUUCCUUAUCGUCAUCUCGUCCAUAUCCAUAUCCACAUGCACAUCCUCGGCAGGCUUCGGCUUGGAAGCAAAGCAAAGCAAGAGAGCUCCCCAUAGUAUAGCAGUAUUAUCUCCGUACUAACCUGUGCCAGUCGUCAACGAACCCCCAUUUUCAUCGUCCUUGGGGGUGGGUUGUUCAUUGGGUUGAAAUGGCGGGCGGUGAUGCAGAGGAGUGACGAGGCGAAGAGGGCUAGUGCUAAGGGCAGUUAUCAUGUUGAUGCUGGGGAGAGGAGUGGUAGGUUUUAUUUCUUUUUUUCUUUACAUUCUUAGGGAGGAAGGAGUCGAGAUGCAAGGAGGUUGCUGACCUUUUUGUGAUGUUAGGUGGUGGGAUUUAGUUGAUGAUGACGAUGACGAUGACGAGUCGAACGAUGGCUUAGACGAUGAUAAUGUGUACUGCACUCUUGCACUCUUGCACUCGUGCAGAGGACGCAGAUGGCGGAUUACAUACAUCUAAUGCAUAUAGAAUGGCACAACACAUGCAAAUGUGAAUGUUAGAGAGUCUUUACAUGGCGUUGUGGUGGGGUCUGGCGCAUUGUUUGGGAAGACAGAAAUAUACGAUAAUAAUCCAUUUCUAAAGACUAUGCUGAAAUUGGUUGCAAGGUAUAGCUUUGGUGAAAAGAGAUGGGGAUAUUUCUCUGCCUAGGUCCUAUUUGAGUUAUGAGUUGGUGACAACCCAUCGCUACAGCUAUGAAUAGAGAUGUCCUCUAAGCCUGUACCCCAGCGGAUUCUUAUUGAUC
This is a messenger RNA of Hymenoscyphus albidus, 1046 nucleotides long. Lineage: Eukaryota; Fungi; Ascomycota; Leotiomycetes; Helotiales; Helotiaceae. The record is from the annotation of a GenBank genome assembly.